Messenger RNA from Bombina bombina (fire-bellied toad), 730 nucleotides. RefSeq names its product NOP16 nucleolar protein (gene NOP16). Gene Ontology annotation, biological process: ribosomal large subunit biogenesis. The record is from RefSeq and is a predicted model, not a curated record. Gene Ontology annotation, cellular component: nucleolus. Lineage: Eukaryota; Metazoa; Chordata; Amphibia; Anura; Bombinatoridae. Bases 79 to 579 code for a protein of 166 amino acids. The transcript is spliced from 5 exons.
GUAAGCGCUUCUUGGGUGGUGUUUCCUGUCUGCUCACGUGUUCCUGGUUGCAGUUGUGUAGAAAGUGGUGUUUUCAUUAUGUCGAAAGUAAAAAAGAAGCGAAAUACUUUUAAAUAUAAUGUAGAUCGGAAGAAACUCAAUCGUCGGGAGAAGAAGAAAAUGGCGCCUAGGAUAAAAUGUGACCAGAUCCGAAAUGCCUGGGAUGAAAAAAAGUCAGUAGCUAUCAAUCUUGCUGAAAUGGGCCUUGCUGCUGAUCCCAAUAAAGCUCUACCAAUAAAAAAAAAUAUGGGGCAGGCAUCUAAGGAAAAGAAUAAAUUUGUCAAGAAGCCAUAUGUGAUAGAAGAGAUGAAUGCAUUGGCGAGCCUACCAUCCAGGACCACUAUGGGCGUGUCAACAGAUAUGAAAGAAUUUGUCACCUACAUGGUUGAAAACUAUGGUGAAGACUGCAAGGCAAUGGCCCGAGAUGAGAAGAAUUAUUACCAAGAAACACCAAAACAGAUCUUACGCAAAAUCAAGUUCUUCAGGCAACACUAUCCAAAAGAAUAUGAAGCUCUACUGUCAUCUCGAAUGCAGCACUAGAGAAUUCCGACUGGACAUUAUUAUAUAAAUAUUUUUCAUAUGCAUAGCUCCUUGAUUAAUAUGAUACAAGCCUGUUAUCCAUUUCCAAUGGGAGGAGAUAAUGUUUUCAAAAACACACAUUUGUAUAUAAAAAAAAAAAAAAGUUUCUGAA